CCCCAUCUCACCUUAUAAAUUAUCAUCACAAUUACACAUAUUUCUCUCAAUCUCUUCCUAUUGUUCUCAAGUACUCUAACACACCAUUCUUGCAGCUAUGGCAUCUAUCAAAGUCCAUGGAAGCGUGUUCUCGACAGCGGCGAUGCGAGUCUUCGCCACCCUCCAUGAGAAAGAGCUCCCGUACGAGCUUGUCCCCGUCGACUUGAGAGCCGGCGAGCACAAAACGGAACCAUUUCUCUCCCUCAAUCCAUUUGGUCAAGUACCCGCAUUUGAAGAUGGAGAUCUCAAGCUUUUCGAAUCAAGGGCAACUACCCAAUACAUUGCACACAGUUACAGUGGGUUCGCGCCCCCAUGUGAGCGCGUGGUGCUCGGAUAUCUCGGCAAGGCCAUCUUGGUUGAAGGUCAUAGACAUGAAAAACAAAAAAUGAGCAAUAAAGUCCAUCUCCACCUGGCCACAGUGUGGCAUUGCGUUUCUCUCUUUGUUUUGUCUUCAGUCCUGUCUUUCAGACUUGAAGUUCUUGUACUUAGUGGUUAACAUCAAAAAAAUUCU
Cornus florida is the source of this 550-nucleotide messenger RNA. RefSeq names its product glutathione S-transferase PARB-like. The transcript is spliced from 3 exons. The record is from RefSeq and is a predicted model, not a curated record. Gene Ontology annotation, cellular component: cytoplasm. Lineage: Eukaryota; Viridiplantae; Streptophyta; Magnoliopsida; Cornales; Cornaceae. Bases 98 to 535 code for a protein of 145 amino acids. Gene Ontology annotation, molecular function: glutathione transferase activity; glutathione binding.